CAAGAAAGUUUUCAUAUCCAUCUAAUAUUCGGAAUUAAAAAAUGAAUAAUCAAUAAAUAAAAGAAUUUUUCUUUUAGAAAAUUCGGUAUUUUUUUAAUUAAUUUACUUAUUAAUUGCAUAAACGAAAAUUUUUUUUUUAUUUCUAAAUACGAAAUUGGUGAAUAACAACAAUUUCGUGCGGUGCCCGCCAUAAUGAUUAGUGCAGAACAUGUUUGGCUAAAGCGUACAUCGUUGUGCAAUUUUCAUUUUUUUUUUAUUUGAAGUAAAAGUGCAGAAAAUAUUUCGAAAGUAUAAGGAAUAUUUAAUUUAAUCGUUAUUAAUUAUUUUUUUGAUUUAAGUAGGGAAUUUUUAUAAAUUUUAGAUUGCUAAAAAUGAAUUCGAAAAUUGUAAAAAUAAAAAUCAAUUUUAUUUUAAGAUAGUAAUGUGUGUGCGCGUUGUAAGAAUUUUAGAUGUCGGAUAUUAGCAAUUGUGUUUGUUACGUAUACAUAUAAGCUGAAAAUUUGGAAUCCAUUUUGAUUAUUUUUUUUUAUAGUGUGUAACGUGGUGAAUUAAUUUUUAUAGGCAAACAAAAUUAAAAAAAAAAAAAAUGCAUGAAAUUUUAAGAAUCGUCGUUUGCAUAUUAAGUUUAAAGAAAUAACCGGUGAAGCUAUUUCUGUUUUGGAAAAAAAUAUGAGAGUGAUUCAAUAAACAAAGAUUUUUGAACAUUUUUAAUGAUCAAAACAAAAAAUACAAUGUAAAAUUACAACGUUGUCGUUGUUAUUGUAAUAAGUAAAAUGGAAAGAAAAUGCUGUGGGACUCAAAAUUAUAUUUCGACGGUUAUUGGAAAUAUUGCUAGUGAUAUCUAAAGAAAUACAAAAAAAUUCUUUUUUAAAAGUUCCUCAAAAUGAAUUAAAGAUUAAUUAAAAUCUCAAUUUUAAAAAAUAUACAUUGAAAUCUGUAGAAAUUAACUUCAAAACCAUUGAUUACAAACACAAAAAAAAUACCGGCAAAAUUAAUUAACUAUUGUAAAUACUACACGAUAAAUUAGGUUUAAGUAAAACAUAUGUAGCUUAACUAAUAGCUUUUUACAAUUAUUGAGUUCUUUUUAGAAUUUCUUAAAGAUAAAGUGGUUGUUAAACACGUGAAAUAUAAAUAUUUGAAUUCUUUUACAGCAUAAAUUUUAUUACAUGCUUGAUUUAUAUAUGACGUAAAGAAAAUCAGAGAAAUGUCAAAAUUAUCUUUUAGAGCAAGGGCUUUAGACCCUUCAAAACCAAUGCCAAUUUAUUUGGCAGAGGAAUUACCAGAUUUACCAGAAUAUUCAGCAAUUAAUCGAGCCGUUCCUCAAAUGCCUAGUGGUAUGGAAAAAGAAGAAGAAUCUGAACAUCAUUUACAAAGGGCAAUAUGCACAGGAUUAAUUAUACCAACACCUGAAGUUUUUCCAACUGAAAGUGAAUUUUAUGAAAGGGUUUACCCUGCAAAUUAUAAAAUGCCCAGGCAGUUAAUUCGAAUGCAACCUUUGGGACUUGAACAGGACAUUCCGGACUAUGAUAUAGAUAGUGCUGAUGAAAUAUGGGUCAAUCAGCAGAGUAAAAGAUUUGAUCUAACACCACUAAAAUUUGAACAGAUGAUGGAUAAAUUAGAAAAAAGUUCUGGUCAAACAGUAGUUACCUUAAAUGAGGCGAAAGCAUUAUUAAAACAAGAUGAUGAAAUUAGCAUAGCAGUUUACGAUUAUUGGUUGAAUAAAAGAUUAAAAAUGCAACAUCCACUAAUAUUAUCAGUUAAAACUGAAAAUCGUUCUGGACAAGCAACAAAUAAUCCGUAUUUAGCAUUUCGUCGACGAACUGAAAAAAUGCAAACAAGAAAAAAUCGAAAGAAUGAUGAAACGUCUUAUGAAAAAAUGUUGAAAUUGAGGCGAGAUUUAAGUAGAGCUGUGACGUUACUUGAAAUGGUCAAAAGAAGAGAGCAAGCAAAACGUGAACAUUUACAUUUAGCAAUUCAAAUCUUUGAAAAAAGAUACCAAGUUCGAGAUUUUUCAGGAUCUGUGCUUUCAGAACUUAGUUCUAACAUCAAAACAUUUAGGCCAGCAUUUGCCCCAAUUUACUCAAAUCAAUAUCCACAUCAUUCAUCGCUGUCGUCAUUAGCAACAUCAUCAUUAGGGAGCAGUAAUUUUCAAAAUAACUCUAGUUCUGUGGUUAACACUAGCGGACAUCAUUUUUCAACAGCACAGUACCUGAAUUCAUCAGAUCUGUUACCUGGAAACGAUAUAACACACAUUAAUAUUUCAUCAAACAAGCGGGAUUUCAAUAGUACUGUUAGUGGCGUAGAUUGUAAUAUAAAUACACGAAGGGAAAAACGUCAAUACAAAAAGCGGAAGCAUAAAAUACAGAGAGAAAAACACUACACGCAUCAUUUACAAACCUCAUCCCCUGUUGCUGUAGAGUCAAAUUUAGAAACCGAUGAAGAUGAUAAUAAUGUGGCCAAUUCAGGAAAUAACGCAAACUCUGCAAACAAUGGAGGUAGCUUAUCAGACAUCGAAGAUGAGGGUCCAUAUGCAUUUAGACGUAAUAAAAAUUGUAAAUACCAUAAACCUUUAUCGAAUUGUGGAAACUGGCCCUGGGAGUCUAAAGAGGACAAUGGUCUUGCGGAUUCCAAAUAUAAGUUUGUUUUAGCAUCUGUCCGUUAUCCAAGACCUCGAUGUAUAGGAUUUGUCCGGCGUCGGAUAGGACGCGGUGGUCGAAUAAUUUUAGAUCGAAUAUCUACAAAUUUAGAUGAUUUAUGGUCACAGUGCGAUUAUACGAUAUUCAAAAGCGAAGCACAAUUACCAAAAACAGAAAAACCUACUACGACAAAUUUCUUAGAAAAGAAAAUGCCAAAUUUGCAGAGCGACUUUAAUGUAUUAAACAAACAUCAUAUUGAUAAUGAUGAUAAUAAUAAUAGCAAUGAUAAUAAUCAUAAUAGCAGUAAUAAUAAUAAUGAUAAUGCUAAUAAUAAUAGUAAUAUUUGUAAUAUUGGUUAUAAUAAUGAUAAUAUUAACAGUAGUAAUAGUAAUAGCAAUAAUAAUGGAAAUAAUAAUGAUACCAAUAACAAUAAUGGUAAUCAUAAUAAUUUCGGUAACAGUAGUAAUAUUAAUAUUCAUAAUUGUAAUAAUAAUUACGUGAAUAACAAUAGUUACAAUAACUAUAACAGCCACAGCAACUAUAACAGUUUUAAUAGUAUUAGUUUAUUGAACAUAAAUAUCAACAAUAAAAACAUAAACAAUAGUAAUGGUACCACCAUAAACGUUAAUAAAAAUAACAACGCUAAUAAAAAUAAUAUUAAUAAUGAUAAUAAUAAUAAUAAAAGUAAUAAGAAUGAUGAAGACGAUAAUAACAACAAUAAUGAUGAAAAUAAUGAAGAAGAUGAUGAUAAUAAUAAUGAUAAUGACAAUAAUAAUAACAACAAUAACAAUAAUAAUAAUAACAAUAACAACAACAAUAAUGAUAAUAAUGAUAAUGAUAACAACAAUAACAAUAACAAUAAUAACAAUAAUAAUGAUAAUAAUGGGGAUAGCAAUCAUAACAAUGAUAACAACAAUAACGAUAAUAAUAAUAAUAACAAUAACAAUAACAACAAUGAUAGUACCAAUAACAGUAAUAAUAACGGUAACAAUGAUGAUGAUAACUUAAAUUAUAAUAAUGAUAAUAAUAAUAAUAAUAAUAAUAAUUACAACAAUUAUAACAAUGACUGUUAUAAUAAUGCUAACAUCCAUAAUGAUAAUAAUGACAAAAUUCAAUACAAUUAUAAUGUGUGCGAUAAAGAUGAUAAAUAUAAUAAAAAUAACAAUAAUGAUAACAAUAACAAUAAUAACAACAAUAAUAAUAACAACAGUAAGAAUAAUAAUAACAACAAUGAUAAUAACAAUAAUCAUAAUACCCACAAUAGAAAUACUAAUAAUGAAAACAUUCAAAAUAAUAAUGAAAAUAAUAGCGCGCGCAAAAGUAGUUACAAUAAAUAUGGCAACAGUAAUAGUAAUAACAAUAAUAACAACAACAAUAACAAAAAUAAUAAGAAGAAUGACACUAAUAACAACCAUAAUAAUUGCAAUAGUAAUUGUUGUACAAAUAUCUGCAAUUGUUAUGACAUCUGUAAAAACUUCUGUAAUAACUUUAAAAGAAGUAAUCAUAUUGGCAUAAAAAACGAAAUAUAUAAAAAUAAUAUUGAUAAUAUUUACAAUAAAAUAAAUAGUAAAAAUAAUCCCUAUAUUCCUCGUAAUAAAAAUGAUUCGAAUUAUAAUCAAAGCAAUAGCAGUAAGAAUAAUUAUAGCAAAUGUCAUUAUAAAGUCUGUGCUGACAGUAUGAAUAAUUGUAUCGCAAAAAAUAAUAAGAAAAACAGUAAUAAUAAAAAUUGUAACUAUAAUAGUAAGCAUAACAGACACAAAAUAAAUUAUGUCAGUCCUAAUAAUUUUACUACAAGCACUAUAAAUAAUAAUAAUUGUUAUAAUGAAAGUAACAUUUGUGAUUUUGAUAGUAAUAAUAAUUUUGGUAAACAUAAAAAUCAUCACAAAAUUAUUAGUGAUAUAUGUAGUAAUAUCGCAUUUAGUUUUUCAAAUCAUAAUAAUUGCAAUGAUAUUCAUAUGAAUAAUAUAUUAAGUCACAAUGAAAUAAAUCAUAAUAUGAUGAAUCAUUGUUAUAACAUCGACGAAAGUAACAACUACACUAAUCGUGGCAAAUACAAUAAUAAUAAUGUUAGCAAAAGAUGUAGUAAAAGAAAUAAAUAUGUUUGCAAUAACGAGAAAUGUGACUUUAUAUAUCUCAACAGUAAUAAAAACAACAAUAAAAAUAAUAAUAAUAAUAAUAAUAAUAAUAAUAAUAAUGAUAGUAAUAAUAUUAAAAAUAAUAAUAAAGCUAAUAACAUUAAUAAUAAUAGAGCUGAAAAUAAUUGUAAUGAUAAUAAAAAUAAUAGAAAUAAUAAUAAUAAUAAUAAUAAUAGCAAUGGCAAUAACGCAAAUCAUAAGUAUGAUAUUUAUACAAAUAAUAUUGAUACUUGUUAUAGUAAUAAUGAUUGUAGUAUUAAUGAUAAGAACCGGAGUAGUAGACAUCAUGAAAAUUGUAGAAAUGUUGAUAACAGUAAAGAAUGUAGAAAUAAUCAAAAUAAUAGUAACAACAAUUUUGUCGUCAACACAAAUUUAUUUCAUUGUAGUAAUUUACCAGAAGAAUUCUCAAGAAAAUGCAACAUGAAUAGUGAUUCAAAUAUUAGCAGUAAGCAGGAUACAAAAAUUUACAGUGUUCAUGCACAACGAAAUAAAAAACUAUCCAUUAUUAGGAAGUGGAUUUUAAAUUAUUUAAAAAAUUCUAACUCAAAAUCAUAUUUAAAAAAUGAAAUGCAGCAGAAUCUUAAAAGUAAAUGGACUUGCGAUUCAAAAUACUUUUGUAAAUCAGAUACUCAAUUUACAAAGGCCAUACCUCUUACAGUAAUAAUAUGAAUAAACUAAAAUGAAAAAUGUCCCUGGUUAAAUAAAAUAAAUUUAAAACUACUUUACUAUCAGUACAUUUCAUCACAUAUCAUAUAUCGAAGAUAUCUUAAUAUCUUUAGCCAUUGGGUCAUGACAAAAAACAACAAUUGGAUAUAUUGAAAUAUGAUAUCAUACUGAUAGAAAUUUAAUCCUUAAGAACUAAUAAAAUAUUAAAUUUAUCAGAAAUACAAAAAAAUGCAAAAUUUUUCUGUUCAAUUUUACUAAAUAUGUACAAUAAAAAAAAAAAUUUAAAAUUGUUACUAAAAUUUUCGUUAUACUAAAUUGAUUUGAGUUUAUUGAUGAUAAAAUAAAAUAUAUAUAUAUGAAAAUAUAAUUAUUAACAAAACACCAAUACCUAAUUUAAAAACACUGUAAAAAUUAAACAUUGUCAACGAAACUUUUUAAGUCAAAAGAUAAAGAUAUGGAUGUAAACAAUGUCAACAUUUACAAUUUAAACAUAAAAAAAAAGUUCAGAGAUUUCCGUUUUUAUCCAAUAUUUCGGUAUAUGGAUAAAUUAUGUGUUCAAAAAUUUUAUAGUUUUAGUAACUUAUUUGAAAUAUGAAAUACAACUUCCCUAUCAAACAAUUGAAAAAAAAAAAGUUUACAAUUGCAAAAUGAUAAAACUAUUUUAAAAAAUGUUAAACUUAUGGGAACUAUUUAAAUUUACUUCAAAAACAACAUUUUUUGUAUGUUGGCUUGUUUAUUUCAAGUUCACCUUCAUUUUUAUACGCAUAAAGCUCUAGAAAAUCUAUAUCAAGUUGCUUUACACUAAGUGUAAGCAUUUCCAUGUUUUUAAAAUAGGUCAAUUUCAAGAUUUUCAAGGAAUUUUUGUCAUGAAAUUUAAAUUUGGUGAUUUUAAUAAUUAAAACAAAUUGGUAAUUUUUACUAAAUUUUUUGAUAUUUUUUUAUUACAAUUAUUAUUUGAGAAUAAUAUACUUAAAAUUUCCGAUUCUACAUUAUAUGUUAAUAUUAUAGGAUUAUUUAUUUUAAAUAAUCGAAAAUAGUAAUCAGUUGAUUAUUUAUUUAAAGUUUCAUGUUUUUCUAAAACAAAAAAUCUAAUUUAACAAAACACUUACUUUUGAAACAAAAUUCUAAAUAUAAUUUCACGUCGGUCAAAUCUUAUAACAAUCUUAAUAUGUUUUAUUUAUAUUUUUUUAAUAUUAUUUGUUUUUAACAUAAUAAAAUAUUUUUACAAUGUAGAUAAUUUAAAUAUUUUACAAUGCAAAAAUUGAUAUAUCUCAAUAUUUAUCUAAAUAAAAUGCAAGUAAAAAUAAAAUUAUUACCAAUUUGAAAAUUUUUUCUUAAUAAUAUUAUAAUGUAAACUUAAAAACA
This is a messenger RNA of Condylostylus longicornis, 6802 nucleotides long. RefSeq names its product probable cyclin-dependent serine/threonine-protein kinase DDB_G0292550 (gene E(Pc)). Gene Ontology annotation, biological process: regulation of transcription by RNA polymerase II. The record is from RefSeq and is a predicted model, not a curated record. The transcript has 9 exons. Gene Ontology annotation, cellular component: piccolo histone acetyltransferase complex. Bases 1205 to 5440 code for a protein of 1411 amino acids. Lineage: Eukaryota; Metazoa; Arthropoda; Insecta; Diptera; Dolichopodidae.